AUGGAUGCUGACGAUUUCGAAGACGACAUGAUGAUGGACGAGGACGAGCUCAUCGCUCCUUCCCCCACAGCCGAGGACAUCUUUGAAGAGGACGGUCGCUUUGCCGGUCCACGCGUCCCCAACGUCAAGGUCGUCGACAAGAACUUCUUCAACGGUAAACUUUCUUUUUUCUCCACGCCACCACCGCCUUAUGGAGCGCGCACCAGAAACGGUUCUUUGUUGGUCUAA
Linnemannia hyalina is the source of this 228-nucleotide messenger RNA. The record is from the annotation of a GenBank genome assembly. NCBI's taxonomy places the organism in Eukaryota, Fungi, Mortierellomycota, Mortierellomycetes, Mortierellales, Mortierellaceae.